GUGCUGGGCGGGAGCUUCGGGAGCCGGCGCACGGGACUCGAACCCCAAGGGCUCCCGCCGCCAGGUCCACGUGGACCCUGGGCCGCAGUGGAACUGGAGCCCGCCCCCCGCGCGUGGGGGAGGGGGCGCUGCAGUCGGGUUCCCCUUUUUCUGGAGCUCAAAGCCUGGGGAAGUGAUUGCUCAAAGGUGGGGGCCGGAAGAACCCAGGUUUCCGCGUCUCCCUCCCCCUCUCAGCCCGGUGAGGAGGGGCCGGGGCGGGACACCCUGUCCGCCCCCGCCCCCACCCCGCUGGAUCUGGCAGCCACUCAGCCCUUCGAGCUGUAGGGGAGGCGCUGCGCCCCCCGGCCCCAGCCGAUCGGGGGCUCCUGGCGCUAGCUAGCCUCCCUCCAGAGCGCCGCAGGAGUCCCUCCUGCCGUCUGACUUGAGUCCCUGCUGCUGCAGUGCACGCCCCUUCGGCAGCCAGGGUGGGGCCCAGACCCAACCUGGCCCCUCCUGCCCCCACCCCGCCUUUGGGUCGCUGACCCCCAGGCUGUGGUGAGGGUCUGAGAGCUGGUACCACGGAGCCUGGGCAACCUCCUCCGCCCACCCAUGCCCACCCCGCAUGAGGCUGAGAAGCAGAUCACAGGGCCAGAGGAGGCGGACCGGCCCCCUUCAAUGUCCAGUCAUGAUGCAGCCUCUCCAGCGGCCCCCAGCCGCAACCCCUGCUGCCUGUGCUGGUGCUGCUGCUGUAGCUGCUCCUGGAACCAAGAGCGGCGGCGAGCGUGGCAGGCCUCCCGGGAGAGCAAGCUGCAGCCCCUCCCCAGCUGUGAAGUAUGUGCCACGCCAAGUCCUGAGGAGGUGCAGAGCUGGGCGCAGUCUUUUGACAAGCUGAUGCACAGCCCAGCGGGACGCAGCGUGUUCCGGGCGUUCCUGCGGACAGAGUACAGCGAGGAGAACAUGCUCUUCUGGCUGGCCUGCGAGGAGCUGAAGGCCGAGGCCAACCAGCAUGUGGUAGACGAGAAGGCGAGGCUCAUCUACGAGGACUACGUGUCCAUCCUGUCCCCCAAGGAGGUGAGCCUGGACUCCCGUGUGCGGGAGGGCAUCAACAAGAAGAUGCAGGAGCCGUCUGCACACACGUUCGACGACGCGCAGCUGCAGAUCUACACGCUCAUGCACCGGGACUCCUACCCACGCUUCCUCAGCUCUCCCACCUACCGUGCCCUGCUGCUGCAGGGACCCUCACAGUCCUCCUCCGAGGCCUAGGCCGCCCCCAGCAGCACAGACUCCGCCGCCUCCUAUGGCCGACUCUGGGUUCCCUUCAGGUGUUGGUGUCGGCAGGGCUGUCGGGGCGCACGCCUGGCUGGCUGGAGUCCCCACCCGCGGAGACGGUCCUAGACCCAGUGAGGAGCGCUGUGUCUCCUGGCUCUGCCCACCCGUGGCCAAGCAGGAACUCCAGGUGCAGGGCGGGCCAGAAGCCCCCUCAUCGGCCCGCAGAUGGCUGGCCCGGUGCUCCUGGCUGGGGGCUCUUGCGUGGUGAGAGUAGGGGUCCCCCCAGGAGCCUCGCUGGGGCCUCCUCCCCAGGCAGCCGAUGGGCCCCAGACAAGCCUUUGGUGGGGAACAGAACCUCCGCAUCGUGUAGUUUUGUGACAUAAGGAGACCUCCUACUUGAGCUGUCUGUACCCCAAAAUCAAACCCAGAACCUCAGAACCAGAUGUAGGACCUCAGAAUCCUGCACUCAAGGUGGCAGGACCCAACUUCUGUUUUAUAUGUUCAUGAACUUUAAACUUGGAAACAUGUCCUUACUAGGUGUUUUAUCAAAAAGAGGUUUUCAUAUUUAUCUCUAUCCCUAACCCCCCAAAAAUAGGAUGUCUUAUUAUUGAAGAUAUUUUUAAAGCAAAA
Messenger RNA from Nomascus leucogenys (northern white-cheeked gibbon), 1878 nucleotides. RefSeq names its product regulator of G protein signaling 19 (gene RGS19). The record is from RefSeq and is a predicted model, not a curated record. Lineage: Eukaryota; Metazoa; Chordata; Mammalia; Primates; Hylobatidae.